Capronia coronata CBS 617.96 is the source of this 1293-nucleotide messenger RNA. RefSeq lists its product as uncharacterized. The coding region runs from base 1 to 1293 and encodes 430 amino acids. The transcript has a single exon. Gene Ontology annotation, cellular component: nucleolus. Gene Ontology annotation, molecular function: 5S rRNA binding. Gene Ontology annotation, biological process: ribosomal large subunit assembly; rRNA processing. NCBI's taxonomy places the organism in Eukaryota, Fungi, Ascomycota, Eurotiomycetes, Chaetothyriales, Herpotrichiellaceae. The record is from RefSeq and is a predicted model, not a curated record.
AUGUCGUUGUCGCUAGGCGCUCCUCAGCAGCUCAAACAACCUUCGCGGAAAGGAAAGAGGGCGUGGCGCAAGAAUGUCGACAUUUCCGACGUACAGCAAGGUCUUGAAACCUUGCGAGAGGAGAUCAUUCAGGGCGGCCCAUUAGCCGAAAAACCCUCCGAAGAAUUGUUUGCACUCGACACUCAAGGUUCUGAAAAAAUCAAAAAGAAAUACAAAGUGCAAAAGCCCCUAAAAAUAGAUGAGAUCCUGACCAAACGAUCUGCCGUGCCAGCACUCGACAGCCGGAAGAGACCACAUGCAGCAGUUACCGAUGGUAUCCUCGAGCCGGCAAGCAAGAAAGCGAAGCCUGACUGGGUGAGCAAGAAGGAGGUGCAAAGGCUCAAGAACAAUAUCAAUGCCGUCUCACAUCUGAACACGGAGAUUAUCGAGAGUGAGGUUUCCAGCUUCGAUCUAUGGUCGGACGGCACUUCGGCCACACAGGACACCAAGCCUGGUCAGGAAUAUGUACCUAAACCCAGACCGAAGGUUGCACCCCCUACAAUCAAGCACCCACCGCUCCCUAUGACUGCCAGCGGAAAACCAGUACCUGCGGUCAAGGAACCAGAUGCAGGCGCGAGUUACAACCCGACUUUCGAAGAUUGGGACGAGCUACUGAAUAGAGAAGGUGCGAAGGAGCUAGAGGCGGAGAAGAAGAGAUUGCGCGAGGCGCAGGCUGCGGCUGAAAGAGAGGCGCGAAUCCGAGCCCUCGCUGAUGCUCCAGAAACAUCUGCGGCAGAUGAUGAGAGUGCCUGGGAGGGAUUCGAGACCGAACAUGAUGAUCCUGAAGUGCUGGAAAAGAAACGCCCCAAACGCAAAACGCCGGCUCAGCGAAACAAGGCAAAGAGGAGAAAGGAGGCAGAGAGGAUCGCAAAGCACGAAAAGAGGAUGAGAGAGAAGCAGACACAGGCCGAGCAGAUACUGUCCGCUUUGAUCGACCGCGACCAGGAAGAGAGGUUAGAAUUGGCACGUGAGGCGCAGGCCGAAGGAGCUGAAGAGGGAGACGAUCGGACCCUCCGGCGACGGAAGAGAGGCAAUGCCGCAAUUCCAGAGAAGUCGCUCGAGGUUGUACUGCCCGAUGAGCUUCAAGAAUCAUUGCGGAGAUUGAAGCCUGAGGGAAACCUGCUGAACGAGCGAUUCCGAACCUUGUUGGUAAAUGGCAAAUUGGAGGCCCGAAAACCUGUCCUACAACCAAAGAAGAAGAGGGUCAAGUUUACGGAGAAGUGGAGUUACAAAGACUUCAGUAUCAAGGUCUAG